UUGAACAUUCCACGCAGACAACUCCCUCGUCAGCUCUAUAUAAAACCCCCUGAGUCAAGAUCCUUCGCCUCUUCCCCCUCUCCAUUUCUUACAAAAUUCAGAUCGUCUCUUUGAAUCAAAACAACAGAUUUAGGACAAGUAUUCUUAUGAGGAAUAUGUUAUUCAGAGUAGGGAUUUUCUUAUCCCUACUCUCGUUAUUCCUGAUUAAGUCAGAAUCCGCUGUUUCGAGCAUAGAUCUAGGCUCAGAAUGGAUGAAAGUCGCCGUGGUAAAUCUAAAACCCGGCCAAAGUCCAAUCACCAUUGCCAUCAACGAGAUGUCGAAGCGAAAGUCCCCAGCCUUAGUAGCAUUCCAAUCGGAAGCUCGCUUACUCGCCGAAGAAGCAGCCGGAAUCGUAGCUCGUUACCCCGACAAAGUGUUUUCCAAUCUUCGAGACAUGAUUGGAAAGCCCUAUCAAGACGUCAAGCGCUUCGCUGAUUCAAUGUACCUUCCGUUUGAUAUAAUGGAAGACUCUAGAGGCGCCGCGAGGAUUCGAGUUUCGGAUGAUGUUAGUUACUCAGUCGAGGAGUUGCUGGGAAUGCUUUUGAAGUACGCGGCCAAUUUGGCGGAGUUUCAUUCAAAAGUGACCGUUAAGGAUGCGGUGAUUUCGGUGCCGCCCUAUUUUGGACAAGCGGAGAGGAAAGGGUUGUUAGCGGCGGCGGAAUUGGCCGGAAUAAAUGUGGUUUCGUUGAUAAAUGAGCAUUCCGGGGCGGCAUUGCAGUAUGGGAUUGACAAGAAUUUUUCAAAUGAGUCGAGGCAUGUGAUUUUUUAUGAUAUGGGUUCGAGUAGUACUUACGCAGCUCUUGUUUAUUAUUCUGCCUAUAAUGCUAAGGAGUUUGGGAAAACUGUUUCUGUCAACCAAUUUCAGGUGAAGGAUGUUAGAUGGGACUCAGAACUAGGAGGACAGAACAUGGAAUUACGGCUGGUAGAGUACUUUGCAGAUGAGUUCAAUAAACAAGUUGGAAAUGGGAUUGACGUGAGGAAGUAUCCCAAGGCAAUGGCUAAGUUGAAGAAACAGGUUAAACGUACAAAAGAAAUUUUAAGUGCAAAUACAGUGGCUCCAAUAUCUGUUGAAUCCCUCUACGAUGAUAGGGACUUCAGGAGCACUAUAACUCGCGAGAAGUUUGAAGAGCUCUGUGGAGACCUUUGGGAUAAAUCUCUUCUACCUGUGAAAGAAUUGCUUAAGCAUUCAGGUUUGCAAACUGAUGAUAUAUAUGCUGUGGAGUUGAUCGGAGGUGCUACUAGAGUGCCAAAGUUGCAGGUUAAGCUCCAAGAAUAUUUUGGAAGGAAAGAUCUUGACAAACAUCUGGAUGCUGAUGAAGCUAUUGUUCUUGGUGCAGCGCUACUUGCUGCAAAUUUAAGUGAUGGAAUCAAGUUGAAUCGUAAACUGGGGAUGGUUGAUGGUUCCUCCUACAGUUUCAUUGUUGAAUUAGAUGGGCCUGAUCUUUCAAAAUAUGGGGCCACAAGGCUUUUACUAGUGCCAAGGAUGAAAAAACUUCCCAGUAAGAUUUUCAAGUCCUUGAAUCAUAGCAAAGAUUUUGAAGUGUCACUUGCCUAUGAUCAUGAAGAUCUUUUACCUCCAGGGCUUUCCUCCCCCAUUUUUGCUCAGUAUGCAGUGUCCGGUUUAACAGAUGCAGCUGAGAAGUAUUCAUCUCGGAAUUUGUCUUCUCCCAUCAAAACAAACUUGCAUUUCUCUCUUAGUAGAAGUGGAAUUCUUUCUUUGGAUCAAGCAGAGGCUGUUAUUCAGAUAUCAGAAUGGAUAGAAGUUGCUAAAAGGAAUUUGACCGUAGAGAAUACAACCAGUGCUUCCCUCAAUGUAUCUGUUGAUGUUGGAACUAAAAACACUUCUGAACAAAGUAACAAUGGCUUGGAUUCAGAUGGUGGGAUUAGUAAUGCAUCUAACUCUAGUGAACCAAAUACAAUGGAUCUUGGUACAGAAAGAAAACUAAAGAAGAGGACCUACAAAAUUCCACUGAAGAUAGUGGAGAAAACAAUGGGACCUGGAAUGUCUCUUUCCAAAGAAUCCUUUUCUGAUGCUAAACGUAAAUUGGAAGCAUUGGACAAGAAGGAUGCAGAGCGAAGAAGAACAGCUGAGUUAAAAAAUAACCUUGAAGAAUAUAUAUAUGCUACAAAAGAGAAGCUUGAAACAUCUGAAGAUGUUGAGAAAAUAUCUUCAAUUGAUGAACGCCAAUCUGUUAUCAAAAAACUUGAUGAGGUUCAAGAGUGGCUGUAUACUGAUGGUGAAGAUGCAACUGCCACUGAGUUUCAGGAACACCUAAAUUUGUUAAAAGCCACUGCUGACCCAAUAUUUUUUAGAUUGAAAGAGUUGACUGCGCUGCCAGAAGCAGUAGAAGUUGCUCGACUAUACGUUACUGAAUUGCAACAGACCAUUCGUGGGUGGGAGACAGACAAACCUUGGCUGCCAAAAGACAGAGUAGAUGAGCUGUCAGUCAAUAUGGACAAUUUCAAGACUUGGUUGGAUGGGAAGGAGGCUGAGCGGAAUAAGACAUCUGGAUUCAGUGCACCUGUUUUCACAUCUGAAGAAGUGUAUGAGAAGCUAUUCAGUUUGCAAGACAAGGCUGCCAGCAUUAAGAGAAUCCCCAAGCCAAAGCCUAAAGUUGAGAAGCCGAUAAAGAAUGAAACUGAGACCAACUCAGAGAAUGCGAAUACUUCUGACUCAACUCCCGAGAAGGACACCUCUCAAAAUGACAAACCAGCUGGGGACUCAGACAGCUCAACCAAUGAAGAAGUUAAUGUAGAAUCAGAACCCCACGACGAGUUAUAAUCAGUUUAACACAACAAGCACGGACUUUUUAAAACUAAUUAUCAGCCUUCUGACUCAGUGGAGACUAUGCAUUCCAGCAAAUUUAUUAUAUGGAAGAAAUGACAGCUUUGCCCUACUUUACUGUUGCGGAGAUUGAUGGUUUGAUGGUCGGAUUGUGUCCGGUGGUUGAAAGGCUGUUUGCUGAAGGAUUUUCGGUUUUCUCCAUCAUCAGCCUCCGACGAUGCUUCCCUUAUAGCUGAGGAGCAUUUCUUGGUAGUGUAGGUUGCCCCAUAAAGAGUUUUGGAGACAAUACAAAUGUUAAAGAGGAUUUUGGUUAUGGAAAGAGGAUAAUUUAUGAUCCUUAUAAUGAAACAUAGAUAGAUUCUCAGGCAAAGAACACAAGGACCAAUCUCCUUGGAAUUAAUCUGUAUUUUGUUUGGGUGCUAAAUGGUUUAGAACACCCUUUUGUCAUGCCAAAUGGUUUAUGUCAACUAUUGGUUCUUGAGUAUAAUCCAUGAGAUAGUUCAGUCCC
Molecule: messenger RNA, 3333 nt
Organism: Theobroma cacao (cacao)
Lineage: Eukaryota; Viridiplantae; Streptophyta; Magnoliopsida; Malvales; Malvaceae
Product: heat shock protein 70 (Hsp 70) family protein
Biological process (GO): endoplasmic reticulum unfolded protein response
Cellular component (GO): endoplasmic reticulum chaperone complex
Molecular function (GO): ATP binding; ATP-dependent protein folding chaperone
Source: RefSeq, a predicted model, not a curated record